Podarcis raffonei (Aeolian wall lizard) is the source of this 4101-nucleotide messenger RNA. It is a transcript of the gene SLC12A1, whose product is annotated as solute carrier family 12 member 1. Bases 124 to 3510 code for a protein of 1128 amino acids. Gene Ontology annotation, cellular component: membrane. The record is from RefSeq and is a predicted model, not a curated record. Gene Ontology annotation, biological process: sodium ion transmembrane transport; potassium ion import across plasma membrane; chloride ion homeostasis. The transcript is spliced from 27 exons. Gene Ontology annotation, molecular function: sodium:potassium:chloride symporter activity. NCBI's taxonomy places the organism in Eukaryota, Metazoa, Chordata, Lepidosauria, Squamata, Lacertidae.
AGUGUUGGCGGAAGCAAUUACUGAAUGAGAAACACCGGGAUCAUCUGCACCCCACAGCAGUCUGGGAAUCUGACCACAAAGAAGCAGUAAGAUCUGUGACUGAAAUAUCCGUUGCCCAUAAAUAUGUCUAUGAAUAAUUCUCAAAAUGUAUUUUUGGACCCAAGUCCAAACAGAUUUCAGGUCAAUGUCAUUAAUGAAAGCCAUGACAAUACAGUACAAUCUCAAGGCGAUCCCGACUCACAACGCUACGAAGAGACUUCUUUUGCAGAUGAUGUCAAUAAUAGACUCCGAGUCAGCUACAGGCCUGAAAACAGAGAAUUAUAUGACAAUUUCUUUCAAAACGGGGAUGCCUCUAAAACAGAUGGGAAUUUUCACCCUUAUGAUACCCACAGCAACACGUAUUACCUGAAAACAUUUGGUCAUAACACAAUGGAUGCCGUGCCUAAGAUUGGUUACUACCGAAACACUGGCAGCGUCAGUGGGGUCAAAAUUAACAGGCCAAGUCUGAUGGACAUCCACGAACAGCUGGCAAAGAACAUUGCGGUGACUUCUGGUUCAGUUGACAAAUUCGCCAAAGCAGAUGGCAAUACAGAAGAAGCUGAAUCCAAUAAGGAAGAAGAAACCAAAGGAGGCUUUGUGAAAUUUGGAUGGGUGAAAGGGGUCCUGGUGAGAUGCAUGCUUAAUAUCUGGGGCGUGAUGCUCUUCAUCCGACUCUCCUGGAUUGUAGGUCAAGCUGGAAUUGGUCUCGGAGUUAUUAUUAUCCUCCUUGCCACAAUGGUCACCUCUAUUACUGGCUUAUCAACUUCUGCAAUAGCAACUAAUGGUUUUGUCCGUGGAGGUCUUGGAGUCGUAGUUAUUUGCCUGAGUGUGGUAGUUACAACUUUAACAGGUAUCUCCAUGUCUGCCAUAUGUACAAAUGGAGUGGUGAGAGGAGGUGGCGCUUACUACCUCAUCUCCAGAAGUUUAGGACCUGAGUUUGGGGGCUCCAUUGGUCUAAUCUUUGCCUUUGCCAAUGCCGUGGCAGUAGCCAUGUACGUCGUUGGAUUUGCAGAAACCGUCGUGGAGCUGCUCAAGAACAGCAACGCAAUCAUGGUUGAUACAACCAACGACAUCCGAAUAAUUGGUGCUAUAACGGUAGUCAUUCUUUUGGCCAUUUCUGUGGCCGGUAUGGAAUGGGAAGCCAAGGCCCAAGUUAUUCUUCUAUUUAUCCUUCUUGCUGCUAUUGCAAAUUUCUUCAUUGGAACCGUCAUUCCAAGCAACAAUGAGAAGAAGGCUAGAGGUUUUUUCAAUUAUCAAGCCUCCAUAUUUGCAGAAAACUUCGGACCAGAUUUCAGAGGCGACGAAGGGUUUUUCUCUGUGUUUGCCAUUUUUUUCCCUGCAGCCACUGGAAUUCUUGCUGGAGCCAAUAUCUCUGGAGACUUGGAGGAUCCACAAGCUGCUAUACCCAAAGGAACAAUGCUGGCCAUUUUGGUUACAACUAUUGCUUAUGUAGGUGUAGCAAUCUGUGCAGCUGCUUGUGUCGUACGUGAUGCUACAGGGAACGUCAAUGAUACAGUUGUAUCCGGAAUGAAUUGCAAUGGAUCAUCUGCUUGUGCCCUGGGCUAUGAUUUCUCCAGCUGUAAAACCCAGACAUGUGAUUAUGGGCUGAUGAAUAAUUUCCAGGUUAUGAGCAUGGUUUCAGGUUUUGGUCCUUUAAUCACUGCCGGAAUAUUUUCUGCAACCCUGUCAUCAGCCCUCACUUCGCUUGUUAGCGCUCCCAAGGUUUUCCAGGCUCUCUGCAAGGAUAACAUCUACCGAGCACUCCAUUUCUUUGCCAAAGGAUAUGGCAAAAACAACGAACCAAUUAGAGGAUACGUUCUGACGUUCAUCAUUGCCAUGGCCUUUAUUCUGAUAGCUGAGCUGAACACCAUUGCUCCCAUCAUCUCCAACUUCUUCCUGGCUUCGUAUGCGCUUAUCAAUUUCUCUUGUUUCCAUGCAUCGUAUGCAAAAUCUCCAGGUUGGAGACCUGCUUUCAAGUAUUACAACAUGUGGGUGUCCCUUUUCGGAGCGAUUCUGUGUUGUGGAGUCAUGUUCGUCAUCAACUGGUGGGCAGCUGUCAUCACAUAUGCUGUCGAGCUCUUUCUUUAUAUUUACGUGACGUACAAGAAGCCAGAUGUAAAUUGGGGUUCAUCAUCACAGGCAGUAUACUAUAUUAAUGCCAUUGACUCUGCAUUGGAAUUAACUACGGUGGAUGAUCAUGUGAAAAACUUCAGGCCACAGUGCAUAGUAUUAACUGGAGAACCCAUGACGAGACCAGCUUUGUUAGACAUUGCACAUUCAUUCACAAAGAACAAUGGUCUCUGCAUCUGUUGUGAAGUAUACACGGGCCCACGCAAGCUGUGCGUUACAGAGAUGAACAGCGGCAUGGCAACCAAGCAGGCCUGGCUGACAAAGAACAAAAGGAAAGCCUUUUAUGCUGCAGUGGCAGCCGACAGCUUUAGAGAUGGAGUCAAAAGUCUCCUCCAAGCCUCCGGCUUGGGCAGGAUGAGACCAAAUACUUUGGUGCUUGGAUUUAAGAAGGACUGGAAAGAAGCCACCGCAGUAGAAGUUGAAAAUUACAUGGGUGUCGUACACGAUGCAUUUGACUUUGACUUUGGUGUGGUUGUUGCUCGAAUAAGCCAAGGGUUUGACAUAUCGCAAGUCCUCCUGGUUCAAGAGGAAUUGAAGAAGCUGGAGCAGGAGAGGCAAGUUCUAGAGGCUACCAUUAAGGACAGCGAAUUUGAAGAAGGAAAUGGCGGUAUCCAGAGAUACUUCAGAAGAGCUGCCAAGCUCAACAUUACAAAGACUAUACCCAAAAAAGAAAGCAGCAUUAGCACAAUCUCUUCGAUGCAUGUUGGGGAAUUCAAUCAGCGGUUGCUGGAAGCCAGCAGUCAGUUUAAAAAAAAGCAAGGGAAAGGUACCAUUGACGUGUGGUGGCUGUUUGAUGACGGAGGGUUAAUACUCCUAAUUCCCUACAUGCUCACCCUCCGCAAAAAAUGGAAAGAUUGUAAAUUAAGGAUUUUUACUGGUGGAAAAGUCACUCGCCUGGAAGAGGAAAAGCUAAUGAUGGCUUCACUUUUAAGCAAGUUCAGAAUAAAGUUUGCUGACAUUCACAUCAUUGGUGAUAUCAAUAUGAAACCAAACAAAGAGAGCUGGAAAUUCUUUGAAGAGAUGAUUGAACCAUACCGCCUUCAUGAAAGCUGCAAAGAUUUAACAACUGCUGAGAAAUUAAAGAGAGAGGCACCGUGGAAAAUCACUGAUGCAGAGCUGGAAGCAGUCAAGGAAAAGAGCUACCGCCAAGUCCGUUUGAACGAACUCCUUCAGGAACAUUCUAGGGCUGCUAAUCUGAUUGUUCUGACUCUACCAGUAGCAAGAAAAGGAAUUAUAUCUGAUUACCUCUAUAUGGCUUGGUUAGAAAUUCUCUCAAGGAACCUGCCUCCAGUUUUGCUCAUCCGAGGCAACCACAAAAACGUGCUAACGUUCUACUCUUAGCAAGCAAAACCUGGAAUCAAAUAUAUGCAUUUUGUACAUAUCAGUGACACAAACGUAUUUUUACAAACGCUGAAGAGCAACAGGGUCCCAGGAUCUGACACUUUACAAUAUACACUUCAACGACUGAAAAAAAUCACUUUGAUGUUACCAUUUGACAGCAAAAUCCAAAUCAUAUAUAUAGUUAUAGAUAUACACUAAAAACCAAUUUGAGUCUUCCUGUGCUCAUGCUUACAUAGCCAAAACUGCAAUACCAAUGCAGAAGAGGUCUUAGCAGACUUGCAGUAACCCCAAAGAUGGUGGAAUAACAACCAAUUUGCAGGGAGAAAACUAAGGUGAAAAAAGAAAACCAUAGAGCUUCUAAUCUCACCUGUUUUUCAUGUAGUACAGCUGUCACACCACAAUCAGGUACCUUCACAGUCAUUUGUUUUCCAUCAGUGGUAGGAGAUUUGGGUGUGGUCCUAGUCCUUUCCAACCAAUAUAAUAGGAACAUUGGAAGCUGUCUUAUAUUGAGUCAAAUCAUUGGUCCAUCAAGCUUAUUUCUCUCUAUACUGACACAGCAGCUCUCCUGGAUUUCAUAGAAUGAUAGAAUUG